Colletotrichum abscissum is the source of this 543-nucleotide messenger RNA. RefSeq lists its product as uncharacterized. The record is from RefSeq and is a predicted model, not a curated record. The coding region runs from base 1 to 543 and encodes 180 amino acids. The transcript has 3 exons. Lineage: Eukaryota; Fungi; Ascomycota; Sordariomycetes; Glomerellales; Glomerellaceae.
AUGAAGCACAGAGGCAUCCCCGGUUUUGAAGGGGCUCUCCGUGCCGGCUGCAUAGUCGCCACCGGAAGCGUGAUGCUGGUGCAGGCCAUGCACCUGGCCGCCCGGCACCCUCCGCACGCGCGCCUUAUCCGUGCCCUCGUCCUCAGCGUCGGCGUCCUUAACCUCCCCUUCCUUCUAGCCUAUUCGGGAUCGCCUCUCUACACAGGACUCAGCUCGAAAUACGGUCAACUCAGACUCAUGAUGGCACUGUACAUCGGCGCGCCCGUUGUGCUCUUCAGCAUCCAAAUCCUCUCGAUUUUGUACUACCACGUAGGCCUGUGCCGGCAGACGAAACAUAUCGACCCAGGAGGUGAGGCCACAGCGUCUGUGGAUGGCGCCUGCCAACUCGACAACCGUACCAGUGGCUUCAGCAUCACCUGGGUCGACUUCUGUCUCGCGUGGGCACAAUAUACGAUCGCACCAAAGUUAGACGCCACAAGCGCCGCCUUCGACCUGCCACCUGAGCAACUUAAACAUUUCUUGGAACUCCUGUAUCGCACUUGA